Molecule: messenger RNA, 174 nt
Organism: Zychaea mexicana
Lineage: Eukaryota; Fungi; Mucoromycota; Mucoromycetes; Mucorales; Lichtheimiaceae
Exons: 2
Biological process (GO): regulation of transcription by RNA polymerase II
Cellular component (GO): transcription regulator complex; PcG protein complex
Molecular function (GO): RNA polymerase II cis-regulatory region sequence-specific DNA binding; DNA-binding transcription factor activity, RNA polymerase II-specific
Source: RefSeq, a predicted model, not a curated record
CGUCGAUACAAAUGCACUGUCUGUGUCAAGCGAUUUACCCGGCCUAGCUCACUGGCAACCCACAUGCAUAGUCAUACUGGAGAGAAACCUUACAAGUGCCAGAUUGAAGGCUGUGGUCGACGCUUCUCGGUGGUCAGCAAUCUGCGCCGUCAUGCUAAAAUCCACAACAACACA